Messenger RNA from Onychostoma macrolepis, 4487 nucleotides. It is a transcript of the gene slc6a6b, whose product is annotated as solute carrier family 6 member 6b. Lineage: Eukaryota; Metazoa; Chordata; Actinopteri; Cypriniformes; Cyprinidae. Gene Ontology annotation, biological process: neurotransmitter transport; taurine transmembrane transport; sodium ion transmembrane transport. Gene Ontology annotation, cellular component: plasma membrane. The record is from RefSeq and is a predicted model, not a curated record. Gene Ontology annotation, molecular function: taurine:sodium symporter activity. The transcript has 14 exons. The coding region runs from base 196 to 2085 and encodes 629 amino acids.
CAUCCAGCCGACCGCCGCUCGGGUUAUCCACUGCUCCGAAGCUGCGACCAAUCUACUGAUUGCUUUUAAUUGUCUUAGUCUGUGGGCGGGUCGUGGUGUCACCUCGGCUUACACUGAGCCCUGGAGAGAUUGGGGCCGUGUGGUCAGAGGUAUGGUGUCUGCUGAGAGAACAACACAGACCAAUUGGAUUCAGCCAUGAAGGAAAUCAUGGCCCAGAAGGAGAAACUUCAGUGUCUAAAGGACUUCCACAAAGAUAUUCUGAAACCCUCCCCGGGAAAGAGCCCAGGCACGAGACCAGAGGAUGAAGCCGAGGGGAAACAUCCCCAAAGGGAAAAGUGGGCUAGCAAGCUUGACUUUCUUCUGUCAGUCGCCGGGGGCUUCGUUGGUUUAGGCAAUGUCUGGCGGUUCCCGUACCUCUGCUACAAAAAUGGCGGAGGUGCUUUUCUCAUCCCAUACUUCAUCUUCCUGUUUGGUGGAGGACUGCCUGUAUUCUUCCUGGAGGUGGCACUCGGUCAGUUCACCUCUGAGGGAGGAAUCACCUGUUGGGAGAAACUCUGCCCCAUUUUUACAGGUAUCGGCUAUGCAUCCAUAGUGAUCGUUUCUCUGCUGAACAUCUACUACAUUGUGAUUCUGGCCUGGGGCUUGUACUACCUGUUCCAGUGCUUUCAGCCAGAGCUUCCCUGGGCAAGCUGCAACAACAAAUGGAACACAGAAAAUUGUGUGGAGGAUACCCUCCGCAAGAACAAGACUCUCUGGGGGGCUGUGAACGCCACUAACUUCACUUCCCCCGUCACUGAGUUCUGGGAGCGAAAUGUCCUCAGCAUCUCAGAUGGUAUCGAGGACGUGGGUCAUAUUAAAUGGGACCUGGCUCUGUGUCUGCUCGCUGUGUGGGUCAUCUGUUUCUUCUGCAUCUGGAAAGGCGUUAAGUCCACUGGGAAGGUUGUGUACGUCACGGCAACAUUCCCAUUUGUCAUGUUAAUUGUCCUGCUUGUACGGGGUGUCACUCUUCCUGGGGCAGCCGAGGGCAUCAAAUUUUAUCUGUACCCAAAUGUGACUCGCCUUGGAGACCCAGAGGUGUGGAUCGAUGCAGGGACACAGAUUUUCUUCUCUUACGCCAUCUGUCUUGGAGCCAUGACGUCACUGGGAAGCUACAACAAGUACAAAUACAACUGCUACAGGGACUGUUUGCUGCUGGGAGGCCUGAACAGCGCUACCAGUUUUGUGUCUGGCUUCGCAAUAUUUUCCGUCCUGGGCUUCAUGGCACAAGAGCAAGGGGUGGACAUAGCCGAUGUGGCAGAGUCAGGUCCUGGCUUGGCCUUCAUUGCUUACCCUAAAGCUGUGUCUAUGAUGCCACUUCCUACAUUUUGGGCAAUUCUUUUCUUCAUUAUGCUUCUGCUGUUGGGCCUCGACAGUCAGUUUGUCGAAGUGGAAGGGCAGAUCACAUCCCUAGUGGAUCUGUAUCCAUCCUUCCUAAGGAAGGGUUAUCGGCGUGAAAUCUUCAUAGCUAUAGUCUGUUUUAUGAGCUACCUGUUGGGACUUACCAUGGUCACCGAGGGUGGCAUGUAUGUGUUUCAACUCUUUGACUACUAUGCAGCCAGUGGCGUGUGCCUUUUAUGGGUUGCAUUCUUUGAAUGUAUUGCUGUAGCCUGGGUUUAUGGCGCUGAUAAUUUCUAUGAUGCAAUUGAAGAGAUGAUUGGUUACAGACCAAAUCCGUGGAUGAAGUGGAGUUGGACUGUAGUCACACCUUUUCUGUGUGUGGGAUGCUUUGUCUUCUCAUUGGUCAAGUACACGCCCUUGAGAUACAACAAAGUCUAUGAGUACCCGGACUGGUCCAUUGGAGUCGGUUGGACCCUCGCCCUCGCGUCCAUGAUCUGCAUACCAAUGGUGGUUGUGAUCAAAAUCAUUCAAUCAGAUGGACCCCUCAUAGAGAGGAUCAAAGCGGUGGCAGCACCCGUGAGGGGAGGAGCCAGUUCUUGCCCCCAAGAAUACCUGCCCAAAUGCAAUGAGCUGGCGCAGCCGCUGGACCCCAACUGGAACGGAGGCUUGAUGAAGCCCACCCACACCAUCGUAGAGACUAUGAUGUGAACACUCUCUGUGAGAGAAUUCAAUGACCUGCUUUUCCAUUACACAUAUAUAUGUGAUUCUAUAUACAUAUUAAAAAUAUACUCUGUAACUUUUGACAUAGUCGUAGGACCAGGUUUACAUUGCUACGCAUCUGCACUAGGAGUCCUUGUUUUGUUUUUUGUUUUUUUUCUACAGAGGAAGUUACAUUUUUCUGUCUGUAUUUUUAAUAUUUUUAUCAUAAUACUAUUAUAUUACUAUUAUUGUCGCUGUUAUUAGACAGAGAACAGAUCGCAAACAGCAGUAUCCUGAACCUAGAACCAUGCCCGUUCUAUUUUUGUAACUUUUAUCUUGUACAUAUCGAAAUCAAACUAAGCUGUGUUUAUUUUUUAGAGAAUCGAGAAUCAUGGGGAAAAAACACAAAGGGCUCUGUAAACGUGAAAAGUAAACAUUGGUGUACAAAGAUCUCGUCCUCCACGAACGUGAAAUGGUCAUCUUUUUAGGAAUAGAAGUCGUAGAGCUUUAAGUGUGUCCCGACAAAAUGUUUAGACUGGAGAUUGUGCUGUCCGGAAGAAUCGAGCCGUUAGCACUGCUUGUUUUCAAUGCACUAUACCACUAAGGACACUACAUUCUCCAUAGUGUUGCACCGUUUAAAUGGAUAGUUUACGAAAAAAAAAAAAGUCAUCAUCAUUUACUCAACCCUCAAGCUGUUUUUCUGUCGAACACGGAUGUAGAAUGAUUCAACGGUCCAUACAAUAGAAGUCAAAAGGAUCCAAAACAUUUACACGACACACUUUUAAAUUAAGAAUGAAAAACUUUGGAAUUCAUUGACACGACAACUGCAUUUUGGGCAUUUGAAGUGCAGACUUUUAAAAACAGUUUUUGAAACAAAUUCAAGUUUUUGAUAACAAUACCAUUAUCUCCGUGUAAAACACAAAUUUGUGAAAACGGUGACGUCAUGCGUUUGCGUAUUACAUGUUCAGCCUGUAAGUGCGUAGUGUUUCUUUACAAAGUGACAUUGCCAAUUACUGGCCAGGCAUACAUAAUACAGCAUUUUUAGUGGUUUUCAUGGAUCCAGUCUUCUAAGAAGUUCCACAACAGAAAGGAACAACGUGAGAGUGAGUAAUUAACAUAACUUAAUUUUUGCAUGAACUGUCCCUUUAAGUCUAACUGUUUUGUAAGCUUUCCGACGUUGCAAGUUGGAAACUGCACGACUUCGGAAAUAUGCAGCACACUAAUUCUUAGCAGUCUCUUCCCUCUUCUAAAGAUGCAUUCACAGUGAGCGACUUUUGUAGCAGAGACAAUAGGCGUGUCCAUUCUAUUUGCGCAAUUAACGGGAAAGAAAACACAAAUUUAGAGUUUGCGCUUAUUAAAUCCGGGCCUGAUUUUUAAGUGCAGUAUAUCCACUGUGCUAUUCAUAAGUCGCCCACAUUGAUUCAUAGUCACCAAACACAUUCUGAUUUUGGGAUAUCAGAAUGUAAAGCUGCCUGGAAAGAUUUAAAAACCACAUAGAUUCAGGGUAGUUUCGUACAUUUUGUAUCAAAUCUGUUUGUUUUUAUUUCCAAUCACAUUUGCCUUUUGUAUUCAGAAAUAUCACUGUAUUUGACUGUUCUGUUCAGCAAUUACCAAUAGAUCUCAUCCACAACUGUUAAUCGACAAAAAAAAAGAAGCUUGCUGCGAACUGUAACGUGCAAUACUUUGUAGAACGAUAUGCAUUGUUUCUUCACCUGUCUUUCAGAGAGUUGGUACUUGGAAGUGUGGAAUUACGUAUGAUUUUUAAGCUGUUGUAAUAUUUCAGAAACAAUGAACAGGGGCCAAUUUAAGCUACCGUAAACGGUAUGCUGAAUUAACACCAAAAACUCAAUGCAGAUCUACUUACUGUGACAAUUUAUACUUUUUUUAAUUAGAAAGUAAAGCUUAAUUCUAAGUAUUAUGCCAAUGUUAUGGAUUAAAUUUAUUGGAUUUAAUAUGAUUUUUUUGACUUGGCCAAGUUAAAACUGUAGCCAAUCGCAAAGGGAGAUGCUCAGUUGAUCUCAACAGCUUCUACUUUGGUACCUUUGGGAUGCUUCAUUACAGAAAAAAAAUAAUUGUAAAUGUUAAUGUUGAAAGAGGCACAAUUUCUUAGCAAUACAGAGAUUAAUGUGCAGUCUCAGGGUGUUUUAAUAACGGAGACUGUUUUCCCGCUGUUGUGCGUCUCUUGAAACCCUUCCAGUUUUGAAGAACAGCUAAAGGGGGCGGUGUUUAUAAAUGCAAGAGAGAACCUUUUUAAAGUAAUGAUUAGAAAUGUUUAUUUUUUUAUUUCGAGGAUGUGUAAAAAAGCAAAGUGUAUCGAUAAAAGAAUUUACAGUACCCAAAAAAAAAAGAGAAAAAAGAAAAAUGGAAUAAAAAGUUUUUAUCUCUUAAUAAACAUUUAUCUUUUAAAAACC